AUGGGAACACCCAACCUCGCAUCCUCACUCGAGGAACAUAUCCAUGAACCCUCCAUUCAAUCACAACCUACCACCAACAACGCCCUUCUAUCCCAAGAAAUUCGCCGCUAUCCCAAAAUAGUCGCCUACUCGGUAGGCCUCGCGCUUGCAUUCCUUCUCACCGGCUAUGACACCGUCAUCCUCGGCACAAUCACCGCGGUCCCUUACUUUAAACACGAAUUUGGCGAACUCUAUAACGGCGAAUACAUCAUCCCGGCAUCAUGGCUAUCCGUCUGGAGUGCAAUGAGCCCUUUAGGUUCAAUUAUCGGCGCACCGGUAGCAGGCUGGCUUCAAGAUCGUAUCGGUCGUCGUUGGUCCCUUGCUCUUAGCUGUUUCGUCUGUGCCGUCGGAAUCGCUAUUGCGUUCUGCUCUAACCUCCCGGAUGAAAUGAACUCCCGUCGAGGUGCCUUCCUCGUGGGAAGGUUCGUGCAGGGAUUGGGUGUUGGUGGUGCGAUGGCUGGUGCGCAAACGUAUUUGUCUGAGACUGUUCCGACCAGUUUGAGGGGUUCUGCUAUGGCCCUCUCGCCGACGUUCAUGUUGCUUGGAGAGCUGCUGGGAGCGGUUGUGAUCUUUGCGUGCGAGCAGAUGACAACCUCAGCUGCGUUUUUGAUUCCCUUUGGGACUCAGUGGAUUACUACGCUGUUGCCUUUCGUCCUGGCGUUCGUGCUGCCUGAGAGUCCCUCUUACUUGAUACGCAAGGGGGAUUAUGAAAAGGCGCAUAGUGCAAUGAAAGCCCUUCAUACUGAUAGCGUGGACGUGAUACCACUCAUUGCUCAGAUGCGCUUAUCGAUUGCCAGUGAAGAGGAGAUGUCCCGUGAGCUGGCGUAUGUCGACUGCUUCAAAGGUGUCAAUCUACGCAGAACGACAGUCGUGGCGUUUUCAUUCAUGAUACCCAGUCUCUUCGGAGUCCCGCUUCUUGCGAGUGCUAGUUAUUUCAUGCAGGUAGUCGGCAUGUCAUCGAGUCUUAGUAUCAUGGUCCUGAUUGUGGGAAUUGUGCUGGGUCUCUUGGCCAAUGGUGUCGGAGUGUGGCUUAUGAGCCGGUUUGGUCGACGUCCUUUGCUACUCUGGACGUUGGCGGUCUCGAUUAUAUUGUGGCUGAGCAUGGGAAUCGCCGGGUGCUGGUCUGGCAAUGUUGUUGUUUGGUGGACUGCGAUAUCCUUGAUCCUCGUUGUCGUGAUUUGCGGCAUGGGCGCAUGGCCCGCGUCUUACGCUGUCAACGGUGAAGCAUCAUCCCUGCGCCUUCGAGCUAAAACCCAGGGCCUUGGUGUGUUGUGCUACAUGCUCUCGAAUGUGGUUCUGAGUCUCGCGCUGCCUUAUAUCUAUAACAAAGAUGCGGGUGAUCUGAAAGGCAAGACUGGGUUUAUCUACGCUGGUCUUUGCCUCUUUGCCUGGAUAGUCACAUGGUUCAUGAUCCCGGAGAUGAAGGAUCGCACUGUCAUAGAGAUUGAUACGAUGUUCGAAGCAAAGCUUCCAUGUGCAGAGUUUAAGAACUGGUCUAGUCCCGUUGUUCUUGAGAAGGAGUAUGAUGCCUAG
This is a messenger RNA of Penicillium atrosanguineum, 1572 nucleotides long. RefSeq lists its product as uncharacterized. Gene Ontology annotation, cellular component: membrane. Gene Ontology annotation, molecular function: carbohydrate:proton symporter activity. The transcript is spliced from 2 exons. Gene Ontology annotation, biological process: transmembrane transport; carbohydrate transport. Lineage: Eukaryota; Fungi; Ascomycota; Eurotiomycetes; Eurotiales; Aspergillaceae. Bases 1 to 1572 code for a protein of 523 amino acids. The record is from RefSeq and is a predicted model, not a curated record.